Salvia splendens (bonfire salvia) is the source of this 1480-nucleotide messenger RNA. RefSeq names its product probable glucuronoxylan glucuronosyltransferase IRX7. Bases 185 to 1375 code for a protein of 396 amino acids. Gene Ontology annotation, molecular function: glycosyltransferase activity. The record is from RefSeq and is a predicted model, not a curated record. Gene Ontology annotation, biological process: glucuronoxylan biosynthetic process. The transcript has 4 exons. NCBI's taxonomy places the organism in Eukaryota, Viridiplantae, Streptophyta, Magnoliopsida, Lamiales, Lamiaceae.
GCAAAAACGAACUCCCAACAAAUCAUUCCAUCAUCCAUCACACAUCCCUUGUUUCUUGAUUUCCACUCCCCCGAACAUUAACCAAACUCAGACAACCCCGUUUCAACCACUUCUCCCUCGUUGCUCCUCUCCUCUCUCCACCAUUGUUUUAAGAGAGAUAGAUAGAGAGAGAUCGUAUGUAAGGAUGAGGCUUUUCCAUGGAGCAAGAAGCAGCAGGAACCAAGAAAAAGGCUUCUGCUACAGAUAUUUCAAAUGGAUUAUUUGGUUUUCCAUUUCUUUCUACUUCUUCUCCUCUUUCCUAAUCACUCGCCACAAGCCCACUUCCUCCAUUUCAAGAAACACCGUCUCCCAAAACAAAGCUUCCCGCGCCCUCAUCGAAGAACCAUUCAACAAAAAUACACACGGUAAAUGGCCACUCAAUGGAAUGAAAGUCUACGUCUACGAAUUGCCACCGAAAUUCAACUCCGACUGGCUAGCAAACGAGCGGUGCAGCAGCCAUCUAUUCGCGACGGAGGUGGCCAUCCACCGAGCCUUGUUGAGCAGUGAUAUUCGCACGUUCGAGCCAUGGGAGGCCGACUUUUUCUUCGUCCCCGUUUACGUCUCCUGCAACUUCAGCACCGUCAAUGGCUUCCCCGCCAUCGGCCACGCCCGCUCCCUCAUCUCCGCCGCCAUUGAUCUUGUUUCUUUUCAGCUUCCCUUUUGGAACCGCAGCCGCGGCGCCGACCAUGUUUUCGUUGCGUCUCAUGAUUUCGGCUCUUGCUUUCACACACUGGAGGAUGUUGCGAUUGCAGAUGGAGUGCCGAAAUUCUUGAAAAAUUCUAUCGUUUUGCAGACUUUUGGGGUGAAAUACGAGCAUCCAUGUCAGGAUGUGGAGCAUGUAGUGAUUCCGCCAUACAUAUCGCCGGAAAGUGUACGGUCAACGCUUGAGGUGUCUCCAUUGACCAGUCGCCGCACCAUCUUCGCGUUUUUCAGGGGUAAAAUGGAACUUAACCCCAAGAAUGUCAGCGGCCGUUUCUACAGCAAGAAAGUUCGGACUGAGAUAUGGCGGAGAUACGGCGGCGACCGGCGGUUCUACCUACGGAGGCAGCGUUUCGCCGGUUACCAGUCGGAGAUCGUGCGGUCAAAGUUUUGCCUGUGCCCGUUGGGGUGGGCCCCAUGGAGCCCUAGGCUGGUGGAGUCGGUGGCGCUGGGGUGCGUUCCGGUUAUCAUCGCCGACGGCAUCCAGCUGCCCUUCCCCGCCGCCGUGCCGUGGACGGAUAUAUCUCUCACCGUGGCGGAAGGUGACGUGGACACGCUAGGGGAGGUCCUCGAGCACGUUGCGGCGACUAACCUGACUGCGAUUCAGAGGAACCUCUGGGUAGGGAUGUCAAUUUAGCCCGCAACCCGUGGGCUGACCCGAAUAGCCCGCCAAAUUUAUAGGGUUAGGGCUGAAAAUUUCCAGCCCGAUAAAAUUACAGCCCGAUUAGCCCGCACCCGAUUA